This is a messenger RNA of Amblyraja radiata (thorny skate), 2464 nucleotides long. RefSeq names its product CUGBP Elav-like family member 4. The record is from RefSeq and is a predicted model, not a curated record. The coding region runs from base 37 to 1680 and encodes 547 amino acids. The transcript is spliced from 14 exons. Lineage: Eukaryota; Metazoa; Chordata; Chondrichthyes; Rajiformes; Rajidae. Gene Ontology annotation, molecular function: RNA binding.
UGGUGCCUCCUGUGUUCUUCAUUCUGUGGGUUAGCGAUGGCCAGACUGAGAGAGGCAGACCGAGCUCAGCAGCAGCAGCAACAACAGCAGCAGCAGCAGCAGCUUCAGCUCCAGCAACAGCAGCAGCAGCAACAGCAGCCGCCCCCCAGCCACCAGCUCAAGCCCAUGAACGGAGCUGAUCUCCAACACGGCCAGAUGAAGGACCACGACGCCAUUAAGCUGUUCAUCGGGCAGAUCCCUCGGAACCUGGAGGAGAAUGAUCUGAAGCCCCUCUUUGAAGAAUUCGGGAAGAUAUACGAGUUAACUGUGCUGAAGGACCGAUUCACAGGCAUGCACAAAGGCUGUGCCUUCCUUACCUACUGUGCAAGAGAAUCAGCUAUCAAGGCACAGAAUGCAUUACAUGAGCAGAAGACACUGCCUGGGAUGAAUCGACCCAUUCAGGUGAAGCCUGCGGACAGCGAGAGUCGUGGAGAAGACAGAAAAUUAUUUGUGGGCAUGUUAAACAAGCAGCAAACAGAGGACGAUGUGUACAGACUCUUUGAAUCUUUCGGCGUUAUAGAGGAAUGCACAGUUCUACGAGGACCGGAUGGGAACAGCAAAGGUUGCGCAUUUGUGAAGUUCUCCACACACACUGAAGCCCAGGCAGCCAUUAACGCACUACACGGCAGUCAAACAAUGGCGGGCGCGUCCUCCAGCCUCGUGGUGAAGUUUGCCGACACAGACAAAGAACGCACACUGCGCCGCAUGCAGCACAUGGUGGGCCAGUUCGGAAUGUUCAACCCUAUACCCCUGCACUUCAACAACACCUACAGCUCCUACGCACACGCGUCUCCUUCGCUCCAUGGACAACAGUCCCAGCUUCUCCAGCCUAAGCUUGAAGUUAACAUCCCUCACCCUGGAACCAUUCUUGUAGGUUCACAGCCUUCCUCAAGUGAUGACUACAAUUGGACAUUCCCUGCGUUUUAUCCACUGAUGCAGCAACAAGCAGCGAUCAUGGCAGCCACCACACAUACCGGGUACCUAAACCCCACCGCUGCUUUCCCCACGGCACAGAUGCACCACAUGGCAGCCAUCAACCUGAACGGGCUGGCAGCAGCCCCCCUCACGCCAACAUCAGGGUUGUCCUCUCCUCCGGGAAUCGCAGCUCCCACCGUUCCCAGCAUUGUGUCUCCGAUCGGGGUGAACGGCUACACCGGGCUCUCUGCCCAGCACAACGGGCACCCUGCCGUCGAGGCUGUCUACACCAAUGGAAUUCACCCAUACCCAGCUCAAAGUCCUUCUGCAGCUGACGCCUUGCAGCAGGCUUUCACAGGGGUCCAGCAGUACACAGCCAUGUACCCAACAGCGAUCGCCCAGAUCAGUCAAGCAUUUCCUCAGCCACCGCCUGUCGUAACACAACAAAGAGAAGGACCGGAAGGCUGCAACCUUUUCAUUUACCACCUCCCACAGGAGUUUGGAGACAGUGAGCUCAUGCAGAUGUUUCUGCCGUUCGGGUCCGUGAUCUCGUCGAAGGUUUUCAUGGACCGUGCCACUAAUCAGAGCAAAUGCUUUGGUUUUGUGAGUUUUGAUAACCCCACGAGUGCCCAGGCUGCUAUCCAGGCCAUGAAUGGUUUCCAGAUUGGCAUGAAGAGGUUAAAAGUCCAACUAAAGAGACCAAAGGAUACCAGUCGCCCAUACUGACCGGCUGUGAUUCAGGGCAUGAAUUUCUGAUUUUCUAGGGCAGAGACGGAGAGGAAUAAGAGCAAGUACCUCUUGAGACGGCUGUUUCUGAGAUACCGAGGGCGGAGAGGGAGAGAUAAUGGGGACGCAAACUUCGAGGAAACAUUUUAAGGAACCCUGAAAAUGUGAAAAUUCAUCGCAGCUACUCUGGAAGGCUCAAUCGAUCUUACAAAUAGCAACAACACACACAUGGUGAAGAUGUGAUGUAAUUCGACGUAGGGAAGGGCAGCUGUCUUAAAGGUUGCAGGGGAAGCUGCUAUGGCGCAGUAGUUGUGUCAUCAAGCACCCAGCCAGGUCUCCUAGGCGACGGUUGCCAUGGCUGCGGGUUCUUGUGGUUGUGUGUGUGCGUGUGUGUGUGUGUGUGUGUGUGUGUGCGCGCGUGUGUGAGCGCGCGAGUGCAUGAGCAGUGUGAGUAUAAGUGUGCGUGCGACCCGUGUGAAUCCACGUGAUUGAAAUGGUACCGUGGAACGUAAUGAGACUUUAGCUCUUAGAUAUUCAGGGACCAAAUGGACCAAACAGAUUUUUUUUUUAAUUUAUUAUCGGGGCCUGUAUAUGUGAUAUACAAAUUCAGCUUUCCUUAUCUUAUCUUGAGAGUUGAAACCUGGGGGGGGGGGGGGGGGGGGGGGGGAGGGGGGGAGGGGAAAUAAGAGCUAAACUGUUUUAAACGGAAAAAAAAAAAUCAAUGCUUCAGUGAUCUUAGAAUAGUAUUAUAUACUUGGAAAUUUAAACAAGGAGCAAAAUAUAG